Messenger RNA from Naegleria fowleri, 591 nucleotides. RefSeq lists its product as uncharacterized. Gene Ontology annotation, molecular function: serine-type endopeptidase inhibitor activity. The record is from RefSeq and is a predicted model, not a curated record. Bases 1 to 591 code for a protein of 196 amino acids. The transcript has a single exon. NCBI's taxonomy places the organism in Eukaryota, Heterolobosea, Eutetramitea, Acrasida, Naegleriidae.
AUGCAAAGAGUCCAACAACAACUGUCAGUUGCCAUUCUGUGUCUGUUCUUGUUUGUUUCCUUUGUCCAUUCUCUCACAGUCACAGGCCUUUACUGUCCUUUGAGAGAUUGCAAAGAUCGUGCCUGUCCAUUCACUGGCUUUGUCAUUGACAAACGUGGAUGUCCCACUUGCAGAUGUCGUGAUCCAAGAGAGCAUGCACUUCGUUUGACUGGAACCUUGAUGAAGAAGAUUCAUUCUCAGUUGGAACAACAAAAUUAUCAAUUCAGAAAACCAAACUUUGGUAACUGUCCAAAACAUGCAUGCAUGAGGUUCUGUCCACAUGGACACGAAACCGACCUCAAUGGAUGUCGAAAAUGUUCUUGUUUGAAAGGUCCUUUAUCUUUGACAGAAACAUCCAAAACUUCUGACGUCGUGGCCAAACCUCCAAUCAAAGAUUCAAAGGAACAGUUAUUGCAAGAAUGCAAGAAAAAGUGUACAAUUGGAAGAGCCUAUGUACUGCCCAAUGGAAAAUGUGGAUGCGUGCCACUCAAUCGCAUCCGUCCUGUGUCCACGUUGUCAUCGCUAUUGUCCAAGUGGUUACAAGGAAGGUAA